AUGCGCGCUUUAUCGCAAUGCGCGUUUCUUCUUCACACGUGGUGUAGGCCGCAUACGCUGCUGCGAUAUGAACCACAUUUCAGAACAAGAGCGGCUACACUCCUCAUUUUCGAAUCACCUACUCAUGUCCUCUUUCUGGCCUCAUUUCUUCUCCACUUGAUUCCAACUCCUCAUUCCCCCCGUUCUCUCCAUUCUCUCGCCCGUCCCUCUCCUUGCCUCCCGUUCCCUGCUUCCUCUCCCAUCCCCUCCCCUCCUUGUUCUCGUUCCUUUUCCCCCUUCGCCAACCGCCCUCUCCCAUUUGUUUUCAGAAUACCCUUGCCCCGCGCGCGCCUACUCUCCUCCGCUCACUCGCUAGCCGCCGCGUCCCCUUUCCGCGCCGACUGCUGCGCCACUCCGCCAAGCGCAACGCGCGCUCUCCCCUACAGGCGGAGGGCGUGGCGCGUAGCGGCUGCAGGGGGCGAGGGCGAGGCGGAUGCAGGGGCGUCGGUGACCACUGCGGGGGAUAGCGCAGUGAGGACGGAAUCCUUUCCCCACACCCUUCCCCCCUCGCACCCUUCCACCCCGCUCACUCACCCUCCUCUUUUCCCCACAAACUUCACCCUCUCUCACGCUUCCCCUCUCGCACCCAUUCCCGCACCCCCCCCCUCCUCUCUCCAGUCCCCGCCACGCGUUCAGGUUGCGCCAGCAGUGGCAGUGCGCAACCUGGUGGCGCAGGCGCAGUACGCACAGCUCUGCUCCAUCGUGUCCCGCUCGCACCACCGCCACAAGGGGUACCCCUCUGGAUCGCUGGUCGACUUAACGACCGCUGCUGAUGGCCACCCCGUGUUCCUGCUGUCCCCCCUGGGAAUGCACUCGCGCAACCUCCAAUCCGACCUGCGCUGCACCGUACUCGUGCAGAUCCCUCCUCCUGCCAUUCCCCUCAUCACCCCCACCUCACCUGCCCACCCCCCAACCCCUCCGUUCCCCCCAGACCCUGUCUUCCUGCUGUCCCCUCUCGGCAUGCACUCGCGCAACCUCCAAUCGGACCCGCGCUGCACCGUGGUGGUGCAGAUCCCGGGGUGGAGUGGCCUUGCCAAUGCGCGCGCCACCAUAUUCGGGAAUUCGUGCACGCUGUACCCCCACGCGCAGGAGUGGGCGCGGGCCGUUUAUGUGAAGAGGCACCAGCACGCGGCACAUGAGUGCUCCUUCGCACUAUGCAUCCACUACUGCUCUUCACCUCCCUCCAUUUCCCCCCUUCUUUCCCCCGCCUCCACAUCUUACCGUUGCCAGCUGUGGGCGUGGGGCUUCUAUGUGAAGCGGCACCAGCACGGGGCGGCGCAGCAGUGCUUCCAUUUCUAUCGCAUAAAUACCAUCUGGUACCAGGUAGGCACAUGGGGUGCAACGAGGUGCGAUAGCCCUCCUGUGCGGUGCAUGCAGCAACAGGCCCCUGAACAUUUUGUGUGUAUGCAGCAGCAGCAGCAGCAGCAGCAGCAGCAGCAGCAGCAGCAGCUGCACCGUGGUGGUGCAGAUUCCGGGGUGGAGCGGCCUUGCCAACACAUGCGCCACCAUCUUUGCAGUUCUCUACCCCCUGCCGCCGCCCAGCCAGCAGUGCCCCUCACUUCACCUCCCACAGCCCAUCAUCCCCCCCCCCUCUACAACCCACCCCCAUCAGGAGUGGCGCGGUGCUUCUAUCUAUGUGAAGCGGCACCAGGACGGGGCAGCGCAGCAGCACACAUCUGCUCUCCUGGCUGCACUCCGUGCAUUGCUGUGCAACACACACUACAGAUGAGUUAA
Messenger RNA from Closterium sp. Naga37s-1, 1773 nucleotides. Lineage: Eukaryota; Viridiplantae; Streptophyta; Zygnematophyceae; Desmidiales; Closteriaceae. The record is from the annotation of a GenBank genome assembly.